This is a messenger RNA of Anoplopoma fimbria (sablefish), 3705 nucleotides long. RefSeq lists its product as uncharacterized. Bases 1 to 3093 code for a protein of 1030 amino acids. The record is from RefSeq and is a predicted model, not a curated record. The transcript has 9 exons. Lineage: Eukaryota; Metazoa; Chordata; Actinopteri; Perciformes; Anoplopomatidae.
AUGACAAGAAAAGGCAAGGGGUAUAAAUCUGAAAAAAGCCAAGACGAAGAGGGUUGUUUCGACAACGAUGCCGAGGCCACUGAAGAAGCUGGCGCUACUGCAGCUAGCCCUGUAGCUGCUAAUGCUAUAGUCCCGGCUACAAACGAAGACGUCUUGGCAGCAAUAAAAGCAUUGAAAAGCGCUGUAGAUGUGAGAUUCGACGAGCUAAAAGGGUCCCUAUCCACCCUCAAAUCUGCUCUAUCAGACGUUACUGAACGUGUGUCGUCAACCGAGGCUGCCGUGGAAUCGCACGAGAAACGGCUAGAGGAGCUGGAGAGGCGACACGCUAGCCUUGAAUCCCAGUACACGCUACAAGAAGCCAAGCUAGACGACCUUGAGGCUCCCGGAGGCAGAACAUCCGCAUCAUCGGAAUCAAGGAGAAAGCUGAAAACGGUGAAGGAGCUGGUGUUGAAGCUUGCCAGGGAGAAAACGCCGCUGCAGUACGACGGGCGCUCUGUGUUCAUCUUUCCUGAUCUAACGUCUGCUACCAUGAAGAAACGGAAGGUGUUUCAGCACAUUAAGGAGAAAUGCAGAGUCAGGAAAAUCAGGUGCGGUUUCAGGCACCCAGCAAACUUUGUGGUCACAGUGGAUGGCAAUACUGGCACGUUCAACACCCCGGACGAAGCCGAAAAAUCCCUGAGUCGGGAGGUACGGGACUGGAACAUGAAUGUUGGGUCAAGCCGACCUGUCGGGUCGUCAGGGCUCCGUUACCGUGGAGACCACCCGGAGCCAUGGCCACCCACACGGAGCUGCCCGCCUCACAGCACACCUCCUCCCCAGAGGAGGCGCUCUCUGAGCCCGCAGGACGCAGAGAGCGCCGGGAAGAGGCGGGGCCCUGGAGAUAAGAGGCGGGGCCAGGAGGAGAAGAGGCGGGGCCCCGCAGAGAAGAAGGAGGGUGUGACGGUGAAGAGGACGUGCAGCGACGGGAAGCGGCGUUGGGAUAAGAAGCAUUACUGCGCGUUCUGCCGGCGGCCGCAGGUGAAGAUCGCACGUCACCUGCUGACCAAACACGCCGACCAACAGGAAGUGGCGUCCGCCAGCAAGCUGCCGACAGGCUCCAAACAACGGCACCUGCUGCUGGAGCAUUUACGCUGCCGGGGCAACUACAUGCACAACAUCGAGGUGAUCAGACAGGGCACCGGAGAGAUCGUCCCGUGGCGUCAGCCCUCAGAGGACGUCGAUGCGAGGAACUACCUUCCCUGCCCGCUCUGCCUCGGUUUCUUCCUUCGCGCUGAUCUCUGGAAACAUCAAGCCUCCUGUCGUAAGAAGCUGACCUCUGACCCCUCCAAAGGCUCCGCCUCCUCAGCAGAGACGACCCCUGACCUCGUGAAUGACGCAACCUCUGACUCCACUGGUAAGUCGGCCUGUGAUCCAGCAGCCGACGGGACCGACGAGUCCACAGAGGAAACUUCUAAACCCUCAGGAGACACGACCACAACGGACCAGACCGGGACAUCUGAGACUGGGACCAAACAGCCCAUGACCUCUGACCCCAUUGUUGAUCAGAAUGUGACCUCUGACUCGGGGGCGGACCAGCCCAGGAAGCGCAGCAGGGUCCAGGCUGCGGCAUCCCGCCUCCUUCCGAUUUCCAGCGGAGCAUCUGAGAGCUGCAGCGAAGUCCUGCACCGCAUGAACCAAGACCAGGUCUCCCACCAGGUCAAAUCUGAUUGGUUGAUCUGUAAAUACGGAAACAAGUUAAUGGGGAACCAAGAUGGCAGCCAGAGGAGGUACGACUACGUCAGUCAGAAGCUGAGGGAGCUCGGCAGGUUCCUUCUAGCUGCUAAAUCUCUGGACUCUGGCGUCCAGAACCUGCAGGACCUUCUGGCUCCGGGCCGCCUCAGCCUGGCUUUGGCUGCUGCCAGAAAGGCAUCCGGAUACCGGUGGAGCCGCCCUCCACUGGUGGUGAAGACCACGCUGAAGACGGCUUGUGAAAUUGCGAUUGGAGAAAGUCUGCAGGACGGAGACUGGGAGGCUGCAGCCAAGACCACGGACUUCUACCACCUGCUGGGGAGGGAAUGGGACAACCUGGGGCUGCUGAACCCGGACCCCAACUCAGCCGCUGCAGUCGGAGCCAAGCUGAAGAAACGAUUGGUCCAAUCAAGAAGUGAGAAGUGUAAAGAGCAGUCUGAACCCAGACCAGAGGUUUCAACUCAGAGCAGUAACCGACCGGUGACCUCCAUGAGUCCACCAGAGUCCAGGCUGCAGACUGCUAUUACAGUCCCUGUGGCUCCUGGCAAGGUCCGACGUCGCCCAUGGUCCUCUGCAGAGAAGGAGGCGGUCUGGAGACAGUUGGGAGUCCAUGUGCUGGUCCAGUCAGUACCGGGAAAGGAGGUCUGUCAGCGCUGUCUGGACCUGGAGCCUGUCCUCAGAGGGCGACACUGGAAAGAUAUCAAGAACCAGGUCCACAACCAGAUCCAGAGCCAAAAGAAGCAGCAGUUCCAUGCCCAGAUGGACUUCCAGGAGAACCAGGAACAGCAAGACCAGAUCCAGAACCAAAAGAAGCAGCAGUACCAGACCCAAAUGGACCAACAGGGCAAGGACCACAACCAGAGGAAACAGGAGUACCAGGGCCCGAUGGACCACCAAGACCAGGACAAUAUUCACAAUAAGAAGAAACUGCAGUACUCUACCCAGUUGGCCCACCAGGACCACCUACAGAUUCACAAAAAGCAGCUGUGCCAUGCCAGACUGGACCACCAGGACCAUAUUCAGAUCCAUAAAAAACAGCUGUACCAAAUGGGCGACCAGACCCAGGGCCUGCAGACCGCCUUGGACCGGGACACUUCUAUACUGACGGGCACACCUUAUGGACCUGAUGGGACACAUCAAGCCCCUGGACAGUCACUGCUGGAGCGGGACCCCACUAUUGGUCCAUACCCACUUCCACACAGGACACUGGGGCCCCACGUGGACCAGCUGCUGUCCAGGACGGAGUGGACUGACGAGUCUCUGGUCCAGCACUACUCAAUGAGCAGGCAGCUGGACCGGAACCUGCUCCAGGACGCGCCCCCAGGACCGCCGUCCAAUCCACACUCUGGACUGGUCCACUUCUGAUGGACAGGCCCACAAGUCUCCACUAACAAUGAGCAAGCAUGAGGCCUCCUUACCCCCCUGACCUUUUAAGACCUGGGACCUGGAGGACUCCUCCUGCUCCCCAGAAUAAAAUGUAGUACUUUUAAAAUGGAGAACUUAAGGAACAUUGAGAGGAUAGAUCUUUGAAGAACUGUGUGCUCGUUUAGGCUACUCAAGUACUGUACUUAAGUACAAUUUUGAGGUACUUCUACUUAACUUGAGUAUUUACAUUUUAUGUAACUUUAUACUUCUACUCUACAUCUCAGAGUGAAAUAUUGUACUUUAAACUUCACUACAUUUAUUGGACAAUAUAAGUUACGAGUAGGCUACUUUACAGGUUCUUAAAACAAAAUCAACUGAUAAACUUUGAUGUAGUAUUAAGAAGUAUAAAGUCUAAUGAUGAAGUCACUGAGCUUAAACUGAUGAACACAUUAAUGCAUCAAUAAUUAAUAUGUCAUUUGAAAUGGUUCAUUCUGCAUGAGUACUUUUACUUUGGGAACUACAAGUAUAUGAAGAAGCCAAUACUUUUGUACUUCAGUAUCAUUUUGAAUGUGACAGCGUAUUUUUACACAGUGCUCGAGUAAAUCAUUUAAU